Messenger RNA from Tricharina praecox, 1791 nucleotides. RefSeq lists its product as uncharacterized. Gene Ontology annotation, molecular function: protein binding. The transcript is spliced from 6 exons. The record is from RefSeq and is a predicted model, not a curated record. Bases 1 to 1791 code for a protein of 596 amino acids. Gene Ontology annotation, cellular component: nucleus. Gene Ontology annotation, biological process: regulation of gene expression. NCBI's taxonomy places the organism in Eukaryota, Fungi, Ascomycota, Pezizomycetes, Pezizales, Pyronemataceae.
AUGACGGAGUUGAGAGACGUGUUGGACAGGCUGGGACUCCUUCAGUACCUGGGGAGGCUUAAAGAUGAGGGCUUCCAUAAAUGGGACACCGUUCUCGACAUUACCGAACAGGACCUAGCUGCCUUGGACUUUAAGCUGGGCCAUCGAAGAAUUUUGCAGAGAGAGAUUGCCAGUGCACGUGGUAUACCUCCGACGCAAGCAUUAACUCCUGCACAAUUCGGUCCGGCCGAGGACUUUGACCAGGAGGAGAAGCCGCCUUUCAAACCGGCCAAGGCCGAGCCGGGGAGACCACAACAGGCUCCAAACACUGGAAAGCGGAAAUACCGGAGACAUCCAAAGACUGAUGAGAAUGCUCCGGAGAAACCACCUUCGGCGUACGUCAUGUUUGCUAACAGCGUCCGUGACGAACUAAAGGGGCGCAAUCUCAGCUUCACGCAGAUAGCCAAGCUGGUGGGAGACCGGUGGAAAGUGCUGGAACCGGAGAAGCGGGAGUUGUAUGAGUACAAGGCGACGGCGGCGAAGGACAAAUUCAACGCCGAGUUUGAGGAAUACAAGAAGACGGAAAACUACCGAGACUAUGCCCGAUACUUGGCGGAUUUCAAGUCCAGGUUGGCCAGAGAUGGCAAGGAAACACCAGGUGAGCAAUCUACCCACGCGGCUGUUGUCUAUUUGAGGAUCGAAGAACAAUCCGAAACGACCAUGAAACGGCCAAAGCUGGAAAGUGCCCCAGGCACGGGCAGCAGUCAGGGCGGGAAUUCAGAUGUUGGCACGGUUGUGGGAAGUCCGGUCAGUAUGGGAAGUGCCAUCCACUCUUCCUCUUCGGCGAUGGGGAUGAUGUCCUCGGGACCGCCCAGUGCAUACUCUCCUUCGUCAGCAUCUUCGCGCAAGAAAUCGACUUCACCCAAACAACCUCGAAAUUAUUCCUCCAUGGCAACCACUAGCACGGCAAUCUCACCAGCCACCAAAUCCAUCGAUUUCGCGGGCUACCGAGAAUCGCUGGCAAGGACCACGCAGCAUCAGCAGCAGGAGGCGCUCACGGCGUCCACCACGGACACGGACAGCCCCUUUUUCCCGCGAAUGCACACGGCGGUGCAAAAUCCGCACAUUCAGCAGCAGUCAUCGUACCUCCGGCACCAGCCGACAUCGGCACCGACACCGCCACCACGCAACAGCAGCGGCGUGGUUUUACCGAGUCCGGGGAUACGACGGCGAGAAGACACGUUUUCACCCAUGUCGUCCAUCUCCGGGUCGAUAAGCAGCAGCGGGAGCUCGACCGCACCCUCAAUCACCCCGAUCACACCGCUAACCUCCGGUCUCGACGAGAACACCCGCAGCAAACGAGCCCUCCCCCUGCCCUCCCCUUCCCCGUCGGGAUACUUUGACCAACGGGCCCACCACCAACGACAACCCUCACAGCCGCAGUCACCCCGAUACGGACAAACGCCGCUACCCCCUCCCGACCAUAGAGCAUCACUCGCACGCGCGCUCCUACUCCUCCACGUCGCUGAAUUCGCUCCCCGCCCCCUCGAACCUUGCCACGACCACACCAGUGCACCCAUUACCACAUCCUCCGACCGGCCCGGGCCAGCCGUCCGAGCAGCAGCAACAGCAGCAGCAGCAGCAACAGCAAUAACAGCAGCAGCACUCCGAAUACCGCCCUCCCGAGUAAAAAAAUAUCGAUUUUCACGUCACUAUCUAUUUCAGACAAUUUUCAUUAUUUUUUCAUUUUUUUGGAUAUUGUUGCAUGUGGCGUCCACGCAUUUUUUUUAUAUUUUUUUUUUGAACGCUUGA